GCCAGUGCAAGAACCAAUCGAGUCCACUUCAGUCCUGCUUUUUCCCGGGCAAGGUGCUCAAUUUAUUGGGAUGGCAAAAAAUCUGCUUGGUGUCACCGGAGUAAAGGACAUGUUCAACUUAGCUAGUUCGAUUUUACGAACGAACUUGCUAAAGACUUGUCUUGAGGGACCUGCAGAAAAAUUAAAGCAAACGAUACAUUGCCAACCUGCUGUGUAUGUCACAGCACUAGCUGCAGUCAAAAAAUUGCAAAUGGAUAGCCCCGAGUGUAUUGAAAAAUGCGUUGCAACAGCUGGCUAUAGUCUUGGUGAAAUCACCGCUCUCGUAUUCGCUGGGGCGUAUACUUUUGAGGAAGGUUUGCAUAUAAUUCGUGUACGUGCCGAAGCAAUGGAACGCGCAAGUAAUCUUCUACCUAGUGGAAUGUCGACUGUUUAUCUCACACACGAUUCCCAGUUGCGCUUGGCAUUAUCUGCUGCCAUAAAUCAUUGCAAGGAAGUCCUUAAGCUCGAGACACCCGUCGUCUGUCAGAUUGCCAGCUUUCUUGGACCUGACUGCAAGGUUUUGGCCGGUAACAUUGAGGCGCUGGACUACAUCACAGCCCAUGCUGAGCAGUUUCGCCUAAGGCGAAUCCGAAGGAUUGAAGUAUCGGGUGCUUUCCACACACCAAUGAUGCUGCCUGCGGUUGAGCCUCUGAAAAACGCCUUACAGCGAGUCGGUCCUGCCCGCACUCCAUGCAUACCCGUUAUCAGUAAUGUCGAUGCGUUGCCCUAUGGACAAGGGUCUACGGUUUCCCGUCGUCUCAUCAAACAGCUGACUCGCCCGCUUCAUUGGGAGCAGACGUUACAUGCACUGUACUCCCGGCCUGGAGGUGCUCCAUUUCCUCGAACUAUCGAAGUAGGUCCAGGUCGUCACCUAGGCUCCAGUCUGCGUAUGGUGAAUGCCAAAGCCUUUUCUCGCUACGAGGCCAUUUUAGUCUAA
Messenger RNA from Mesocestoides corti, 976 nucleotides. NCBI's taxonomy places the organism in Eukaryota, Metazoa, Platyhelminthes, Cestoda, Cyclophyllidea, Mesocestoididae. The record is from the annotation of a GenBank genome assembly.